This is a messenger RNA of Mytilus californianus (California mussel), 2373 nucleotides long. Its product is annotated as receptor-type tyrosine-protein phosphatase T-like. Gene Ontology annotation, molecular function: protein tyrosine phosphatase activity. The coding region runs from base 1 to 2373 and encodes 790 amino acids. NCBI's taxonomy places the organism in Eukaryota, Metazoa, Mollusca, Bivalvia, Mytilida, Mytilidae. The record is from RefSeq and is a predicted model, not a curated record. Gene Ontology annotation, biological process: protein dephosphorylation. The transcript is spliced from 19 exons.
AUGAACACAGGGUCUGCACAAUUGAAUGCUGGCACUUAUUCAGUAUAUUGUACAAACACAAGUGACGACUGGACAGACGCGAAAGUAUUAUACCACGGCCUUCGUCCGACGGAAGAUAUUCACGUAUCUGCUGUAUGCAGAUAUGUUAUCUAUGUACCACCUACUAUAAGUGGAAAUUCCGAAGUCGAUUUGUGUGAAAUAGAAAUUGGUGGUUGUCCUUUUGGAAAAUAUGGAGUGAACUGUGAAAUGAACUGUUUAGAAAACUGCAUAUUAGGAUCUUGUAAUUUAGUUAAUGGAAACUGCACACAUGGUUGUGUUGAUGGCUGGAUUGGUGAAAGGUGCAACGAACCCUGUUAUGAAGGUUGGUUUGGAAAACAAUGUAUGCACGCAUGUUCAUCGCACUGUUUUUUGCCUCCUUGUUACCAUGUGACAGGAGAAUGUAAUGAAGGAUGUCAAAAAGGAUGGAAAGAUAAUAACUGCUUUGAUGAAUGCAGUCAUGGAUAUUUUGGAAGAAAUUGCUCACAGUCAUGUGAUGGAUGCAUAUCGAACAAUUGUGACCGUUUUGACGGCUUCUGCAAUGUCGGGGACAAAUGUAAACCAGGGUAUAUAAACCACCCUAAAUGUAAUCAAUCAUGUGAUUACUGGUUCUAUGGUGAAAACUGUGCCAAAAAAUGCAACUGCCUCUCUGAGCCUUGUAAUAAAUCUACUGGAUUGUGUCCUGACGGGAAAUGUGACAAAGGAUGGUUUGGUGAAUCUUGUAAUAAAGAAUGCAGCGAAGGAUAUUACGGGUACAAUUGUAUCGGUUACUGUAACAACUGCUUUAACACGUCAUGUGAAAUAUAUGAAGGCAAUUGUACUUAUGGUUGUAUUGAGAAGUUAAGUGGUCCACAUUGCAAGCAAGCCGACUUUCAGCCGUUAGAAGAACAAGGACCUGUUACAAUCGUUAUAGGAGGAAUUUGUGCUGCAAUAUUUGUGGUGAUUCUUGCAAUUAUAUGUUUUAUCGUUUACAGACGGUUCUUUAGAUUGCAAAAACACAGAAAUCAUCCAACUAUGAGAGAAAAUACAAAGACUCGUUCAGCUACAACUGAUCAAAGUGUAAUGUAUGAAAACGUGAAAGGCGACUUUACAAGUUCAGAAAAUAUACGACUAUCGUUUGAAGAAAAGCACGAUGGAAAAAUCCAAACAUUUGAUAUAAGUUCUAAUGAUUUGCCAGAUGAAGAGGAAGAGGGGAAUGUCAAUGUAUAUGGCAAUGUUAUUUCGGAAGAUGAUAUAUGUCAGUACAAAAUUCAAAUUGAGGACCUGUCAAACGUGAUAAAUGAAAAGCGUAAAGACAAUGGCUUUGAAAAUGAAUAUGGGAUGUUCCCAAAAGGUCUAAUUCAUGCUCAUGUUGAGGGAUCAAAAGAAGAAAAUAAAGCUAAAAAUAGAUUUUUGUCGACAUGGCCAUAUGACCACUCCAGAGUAGUUUUGAAAGGAGAUACAAAAUCGGAUUACAUAAAUGCAAAUUACAUCGACAGCUAUAAUAAAGAAAAGGCGUACAUUGCCACACAAGGUCCAAAAAAAAAUACAGUGAGAGAUUUCUGGCAUAUGAUAUGGCAGGAAAAUGUUGGCAAAAUAGUGAUGGUCACCCAACUGGAGGAAGAAGGAAAAAAAAAAUGUGACCAGUAUUGGCCACAGACAACUAACAAGCCAUUGAUAGUAGACAAAAUUAUAUUAACCAUGGAUGUAGAAAAGGAACACUCUGUAUACAUGUACAGGCUGAUAAAAGUUAGACACAAAUUGGAAAAACACGAACGAAAGGUUCAUCAUUUUCACUUUACACAAUGGCCUGAUCAUGGUGUUCCAGACAGUAUAAAGCUGGUGAAUUUCUAUAGAGCAGUCACGAAUAUGAGCUGUGAUCAGCCUGGACCACUUCUCGUACACUGCAGUGCAGGCAUAGGCAGAACGGGUACAUUUAUUGCAAUAGAUUCCUUAUACGAACAUGGAAAAUCAGUUGGUUAUAUUGAUGUCAAGGAAUAUGUGAAGAUUAUGCGGAAGGACAGAAUGAAUAUGAUUCAAACAUUUGAACAAUACGAGGCUGUCUUUGAAACAUUGCAAGAAUUGUUUACCGUGCCAGAUACAUCUAUUCCAGUAUAUGAUUUCUGUAGUUACGUUCAAGAACAAGAAAAUAACAAAGUUCCACAAAAUCAAAAGACAUACCGAUUAGAGUUUCAGAGGUUGCAAAGUCUUCGUUCCUCAUACUCUGCUGACAAUUUCACAUCUGCAAGACUCGAAGAGAACAUUUCAAAGAAUGCAGUAAAUUCUAUUUUACCACGGAUACUCAGUACAAGGAGCCUUUUUGGUUACCCAAUGUCCAUUAAAAGAAACUGUGGUUGA